Messenger RNA from Leptosia nina, 1236 nucleotides. NCBI's taxonomy places the organism in Eukaryota, Metazoa, Arthropoda, Insecta, Lepidoptera, Pieridae. The record is from the annotation of a GenBank genome assembly.
AUGGGGGAUCAGAGUAGAGGUCCUGGCGCAACGGGGACAGGUGACCCCCCCCCCUCCUCCCCCUCCACCAUUGAGGAGAUAUCAUGUGUGGACUCCUUUCAAAACGUUCUUGGAAAAUUGCUUACAUGCAUUAUAGAAACAGUUAACGACGGUAAACACGUAACUGCUGCCAACCGAAGAAAAAUCGUUGCGGCUGCCGAGGAAAUCCGCUCAGCAGCCCGCAUAUUACCUGGCAUCAUUGGCGCACCACUCCAGUCGUCUUCGCAAUCUCCCAUCGCCUCCGAUGACCUUAAAAAGGAUAUUAUUGAUGCGGUGCGAAAGGAGAUGACCAGCUUUAAGCAGCAGUUCGCUGCUGCCCACCAGCCAUCACCUAUCAUGACUCAUGCCCAGGCAGUCCGUGCAACUCCUUCUCGGUCUGUAACUUUCCCGAUAGCUUCCCCUCCUACCCCUCCCGUCUCCAAACCCGCCCUCAUCGUAUCAUCGAAGAAAGAAUCUUCAUCUUCUUCUGACACGUUAAACUGCUGGAGGAAGAACGUGUCCUUCCGGGACACUAACUUCGCCCCGGCGGGCGUCCACUUUGUCGCGAACGGCAAGCUGCGCGUCGAGUUCGACCGUCCAGAACAGCUGGAGGUCGCUAUGAGGAAGAUUGGAGAGUCCAACCCCGAGAUCCAGGCCGAAGUCUCUCGUAAGUUAAGACCUAUGUUCAUUGUCAAGGGUGUUAGCUCUGAUAUCUCCGCCACUGAUCUUAAAUAUAUCAUCAUUAAUCAAAACGAAAAUAUCAAAGCUAACAUCCGAAACGAAGCCGACAUUGAGUUUAAGUUUAAACGACCCAAUAGAAACUCGAACCUUUAUAAUGCCGUAUUUGUCUCUGCUCCUUACCUUUGGCGUCAUGUCGUUCAAUCACUUAAGCUCAACGUCGACCAUCAACGUGUUCACGUUGAAGAUUUCACCCCGCUCUUACAAUGUUUUAAAUGCCUCAAGUUUGGUCACACCCGUAAAUUCUGCAAGACCGAGGAGACCCAUUGCUCCCACUGUGCUGAUUCCAACCAUGAAUUUAAAGAUUGCCCUGUCAAAAAAGACUCUCAUAAGCUAACGUGUUACAACUGCAAAUCAUAUUAUAAAGAUAAGAACAGUGAGAGCAAGGGGCCUCUAGAUCACGGGGCAGCUUCAGAUGCUUGUCCAAGGAAGCAGUUUAUGGUCGGCCGAACUAAAUCCAAGGUUGAUUAUGGAUCAUAG